GAAAUGUUUUCAACCCAAAACAAUAAUAUGGUCUCGUUGGAGCUGGAGGCUAUUACUCCGGCGCCGGUUAACACGUCCAGCCCCCGAAUCUCCUUCUCCGCUGAUUUCCUCAACGAGGAUGAAGUCAACUUGAUGAGCCUCAGAAUUUCUCCAGCCUCCAAAGGGAGUGAAACGGAGAAGGAGAGGUUAAGAAACCCAGAUUUCGAGUUUCUUUCGGGAGAUUUGACUAGCCAGGCCAUGAUAAGCACUGCAGAUGAGCUUUUCUUUGAGGGGAAAAUGCUGCCGUUUUUGCAGAAACAACAGAGCAAGAUUGAAUUGAAGGAGGAGAAGGAGGUCAACGGGCCAGCUGAUCAGGAAGAAAGGAAAACUAAGAGGGGAGAAAAAGAAGAAGAAGAGGUUAAUAAGAAGGAGGAGAGUAAUAGAAUGAAUAAUAAUUGGUUUCUGGACGAAGACCCAUCUCCCCGGCCGCCGAAAUGUACUGUUUUAUGGAAAGAGUUGCUGAGAUUGAAGAAGCAACGUCCUCCUCCCCCGUCUUACCUGUCACCAUCAUCGUCAUCUUCUUCUUCUUCAUCUGGUUCGACUUUGGGUGAAAUAGAUCAGGAAGCAGCUGUGAAGGAGAAGGAGAAAGAGAAAGAGAGGAGAAUUAAGAAAGGUGGGCUGGAGAGGACAAGAUCAGCCACUAUAAGGAUAAGACCAAUGGUUAAUGUCCCAAUCUGCACUCAUACAAAAUCCAACUCACUUCCUCCACUCUUCUCCCAAAGGUCUCAAGGAGGGAUUAGGAACAGUACAACUACUACUGCUAGAGAUCAUCAACUCAGGCACAAGUAGUAGUAGUAAUUAAUUCAAUUCAUUUCCUUCCCAUCUCUAUUUCUCUUGAUUUUGUCUUUCUUUCUACUCUUUUAGAUUCAAUUCCCAUCUUUUCUUUUUUUAUUUAUUGUUUGUUCUUCUUAGUAUGGAUAUGAGUUAGUAGUUACUAACUAGCUAGUUUCAAAGAUGAGGAUCUAUUGUACCAUAGUGUAAAUCAUGUUAAUUUUUUACCUCUUCCAUAAAUACUCUUUUAUUAUUGAA
This is a messenger RNA of Impatiens glandulifera, 1068 nucleotides long. RefSeq lists its product as uncharacterized. The transcript has a single exon. The record is from RefSeq and is a predicted model, not a curated record. The coding region runs from base 4 to 828 and encodes 274 amino acids. Lineage: Eukaryota; Viridiplantae; Streptophyta; Magnoliopsida; Ericales; Balsaminaceae.